This is a messenger RNA of Ostertagia ostertagi, 1348 nucleotides long. The record is from the annotation of a GenBank genome assembly. NCBI's taxonomy places the organism in Eukaryota, Metazoa, Nematoda, Chromadorea, Rhabditida, Trichostrongylidae.
AGCGACUGGAACUUAUUGGACCGAGAGUAUUGGCGGACUUACCGGACCAAAGACGUAUCCACUAUGGGGAAGCGUGUCGGUUCCCGAUAGUUUCGUAAUUCCAGGAGAGUUUCGGGACGGUGAGUCCAGCAAGUUCGAGCAGGCCGUUUGGGACGACUUUGUCGAGUACGCACUUCAGGCUGCCAGGAAUCGCGGUAUCCCGGGCGCUGAGAUGGCGACCGUGCUCAAUGACAACUUCGGCCUCUAUGACGCGCUCAAGUCGCAUCUCGAUGACCAGUUCGAGCUGAUCAACGAUGCGAUGGCCGGGCGCAUAGAUGCCGAAACAUUGCUGCGAUUGAGCGACGCGGCCUCGGCUCGAUUGCUUGUCGAUCUGGGCGGGGGAUUAGUAGGCGCACCCGCGGUCGCAGUGGACAUCGCAAAGACGCUCGUCAGCAGGUGGAUUGUCGGCCAGGGCGGCAUGCCUGACGAAUUCACGACCGGGCAGAAUUUUCCUGGUCUAAAUUGGAUCGGUCCUGGCUGGAAUCCAAAGAACAUACUUGUCGUAGGCAGUCCGACGAACGAUUCCUUGGAUGACUGGGCAACAAACGGGGACUAUGUGCUGGGAGGCGCGGGCGAUGACGUCAUCUACGGAGGCCGGGGAAGCGACGUUCUGAUUGGCGGCUCUGGCGUAGAUACCAUCGACUAUUCUCGUAUUUCGGAUGGCGUCAAUAUCGACCUGCUUGGUGGCGUCGUCCGAGCGUCAUCGAACAGCUUUAGUGACGUUGCGUUGGGCUUCGAAAACGCAACAGGCAGCUCCGGGAAUGAUAUCAUCGCCGGCACAAGUGGUGCCAAUGUCCUGAAUGGCGAUCGGGGUGCCGAUCUGCUCAGCGGUGGCGACGGCGACGACGUCCUGAUCGGUGGCCGGAGUGGGCGACUUCAACGGCGAUGGCCGGUCGGACAUCCUGUGGCGCAACAGCGCGACGGGCGCGGUUGCCGAGUGGCAGAUGAACGGCAACACGAUCGUGAACAACACCGUGCUGGGGAACAACCCGGGCACGUCGUGGAACGUUGCCGGUGUUGGCGACUUCAACGGCGACGGUCGUUCGGACGUGCUGUGGCGCCACUCGAUGGCCGUGUCGCCGAGUGGCAGAUGAACGGCACGGCGAUCACGUCGGACGUGGUGCUGGGCAAUCCCGGCACGGUCUGGCAGGUGGCCGACGUUGGCGACUACAACGGCGACGGCAAGUCAGACAUCCUGUGGCGCAACUCCAGCACGGGUGCAGUGGCCGAGUGGCAAAUGAACGGCAACACGAUCCUGUCCAAUGAGAUACUGCCCACGAGUGCUAGCCUGGAUUGGCACUUAGUGUAG